Morone saxatilis (striped sea-bass) is the source of this 4614-nucleotide messenger RNA. RefSeq lists its product as uncharacterized. Gene Ontology annotation, cellular component: membrane raft; plasma membrane. The record is from RefSeq and is a predicted model, not a curated record. Bases 391 to 2055 code for a protein of 554 amino acids. NCBI's taxonomy places the organism in Eukaryota, Metazoa, Chordata, Actinopteri, Moronidae. The transcript has 9 exons. Gene Ontology annotation, biological process: negative regulation of T cell activation; intracellular signal transduction; T cell receptor signaling pathway.
GGCAGGAGGCGAGCCCCUCCGGUUGCGCGUCAGCAUCCCCUCAAAUAGGAAUCCGCCGCUGUCACUUGUGCUCCACAUACAGAGGGACGGACGACUGUAACCCCGAUACAACCAUUAAAGGCGAGUUCCGUUUGGCAUGCAGCUGUUUUUUUCAUGUGAUGUCAAAAGAAGAAGAGUAAGGUGAGGCUGCGAGGAGGCUGGAGCUUGGCAAAGAAUGAUAGUGAGGAUCAAGGCGCGCUGUCCCAGGAGAACUCAUCUGAAGAGCUGGCCCUGAGAGACCGGGAUGCUCCUCUAACGCACCGGGGGGCGAGUUUUCCUGAGCAGACGGUCUGUGUGACAGAGUUUGAGCUCGAGUGGAAGUGAGUGAGUAAGCGAGACGGAGUGGGUGUCAUGGAUUACGGUGAAGGGCCAAAUGACCCUACCUACAAAAACUUGCUGCUCCUGGGAGCCAUCGCAGCAGCAUCUGCCUUUGUGGUCACCAUCCUUAUUGUCCUUGUCUGCGUUGGCUGCCAAAGAAAAAGCAAGAGCAAGCACCCCCCAGCCGGAGAGAAAGGGACAUCUGUAAAUAUGGGUACUCUUCGACACCCAAAACUGAACUCCAUGAGCAAAUCUGACACCAGGCUGCAUGAGAUCAAUCGCUUUCCCUGCAAUGGAAACUCUGUUAGUAAGAGCCGUCCAGCCAGUAUGGACCUCCUGCUCCUCCACAGUCGGCGCUCCCAGACAGACCUGAGGCCCUCCCAUGGGCGCCAGCUUCCCCAGAUCCCCACCAGUCCUCAGGGACCUGGCCAGGGGGGAGGAGGGGAAACAGGAGAUGGUGGAGGAGGAGGAGGUGGAGUAGGUGGAGGAGGAGGAGGGGAGGCUAGAGACCACACGUACACCGAGGUGGGCCUACGGAACAACCCCACACCCACCCACUGCCUGGAUGACGGCCUGUAUGAAAGUGUAGGUGUCCGGGAAGGUGACGCGGGCCCCAAAGUACCCUCUGCCCCACCACCCACAUCAGCCAACACGCCAGCUACAAUCAGAGCUGCCCAAAGCCCCCCAGCUCAGACCAACGGAGCUCGCACUGGGAAUGGGAAUGGUGGCAGAGGGAAUGGCAGGGUGAAUGGCACCAUCAACGGACCAAUGACAGUAAGAGGUAAUGGUGCGAGUGGGGUCAACAGGUCCCCUAUGUCUUCUGUCAACUCCCUGGCCGUCCAAGAGCCAACUGCAGCUGAGUAUGCUUCUAUACGGAAGUUCAGAAAGGUUGACAAGACAAACAGGAAGGAAAAUAAUGGGGCCGACAGCCAGUCAGACAGCCAGUCGAGUGUGAGUGAUUCACCCUCUGCAGCUCCCCCUCCACUACAUCGCAGUCAGGAGUUUCCGCGCAAACCACUGGAACCGUUUCACCUGCACUCCUUCCCAAAGGAGGCAGUGUUCAUAGGCAACGGGGAGCAGUACAUCUGGAAGCCUCCAGAGGAAGAUGACAUCAUCACCUUGCACCCACCUCCACUCCGCGGAGAGAAUGGCCAGGGGCAUCCAUCUCCCCCAACUGCGAAGGAGAUUGCAGAUACCUACUCCAUCGUUUGUAAAACCCAGAAGAAGAAACCUCCUAUGGAAAACAACGGAUCAAAGACCCUCCCACGCUCCUUUGGUGGGGAGAGAAACGCAGGUUCCCGUGGCCGAGGCCGAGGCGUCCAGGGCCAGGCGCGUUCCCAGGAGGAGCCGUGCUAUGAGCCGGUAGGAGACAGGUCAUGGUCCACAUGUGCAAUGGCCGAAUCUGACCCCGCGUACGCUACUAUCGACAGCCACCGGAAACGUGAGCAGGCGGGUACCAAUAACAACACGGCUGGGGGUAGCGCCACUCUGAAGAGGAAGAAGCAGACGCCGCCGCAGCAGGCAGCACCAGCAGCACCUCAGGGCUCAGGACCCACCGCCCUGCCUGUGAGAGGCCUGCCCGGUGGGGAAAACUUCUAUGAGACCAUCAGUGAUGUGAAACAAGGGGCCAACAGCUCUAGCACCACCACCAUCUUCACCUUCAAUGAUGGGAUGGAGAUGUACGUCACUGGCCUGUAGCUGACUGACAAAAAGGGCCCAGAACCCACUGGUGCAGAGUCAUGAAAGGGACCCUCCUGUUCACCGCUCAACAGGUUGCUGUAUAUAGAUACAAGGCCCUCAAUAGACAAACAACAUGAGGAUCCAUUUUGUGAUGACAUCAGGUACAAACAGGGUCUUAAUCCAGGUUCAGACUUAUUUUAAUUGGUCUGUACUUCAGAACCAGCCUAAGUCUAGUCCAGCCCAAAAAUGGACCAAAUAUGUUUUAACAAAAAAAAGAAAAAAGAGAUAAGAAAAGUGGAAUAUACAUCUUCAAACUACUGUGUCACUGACCAUACUCACCUGUUUGUGCAUCAUUUUCCAUAAUAUCUUUAUUUUUAUAUGAACACUGUACUCUUUGAAGAGUAUGUGGUGUAACUCACAACCUUUAAUAUAUAUUAAAAAAUAAAUGUGCAUGCAUUGUGCAAACACACACCUGAAAAUAAACAGUAGUAGCGAGGAAACUGGUUAUAUUAGCAUUAUGAGGCACACUGUUAGCUAUUGUCAUCCAUACACACACUUAAACACACAUAUGCCUCAUCUUGGGGGGACUUAUGUAAUAUAGGCAGAUGGAUGUCACACAGAUUUGCUCUCCCUAAGCAAACAGCUUAAACAGGUUCUCUGUGCGCACCGGCCGGUUGCCUGGCAGACAGCGUUGUGGUGCUUUGUUCAAAGAUAGGCCUAGAAUUUACAGGCCUGCCUAAACACAGAAGUAAUUCAAAGCUAUAAUCCCCAUUUGCCAAUUUACCAUCAAUGUGCCCUAAACUUAUUAGCAGUUAUCAAUAACAGCCAAGAUAAAAAGUGACUUUUGAUCAAUAAUGUAACCUUCACAUUAAUUAUGAGAUUAGUUAAUAAUCCACGGCACAGAUUUGACAAACAUCUGUAGCCAGAGGCAUGAUGACACACCCCAGCACCCCCGUGUACAUAUACACACAUUCUUGGCAGAGUCAUGCAGGUUAAAGUGAUCAGGUCAGGGACAUUGAUGAGUGGGUUGUGCAAGAAUUUCCCCAAAGUGAUAUGGGUGACAGAUUUCACAAUGCAAGACCUUUACUGUAUUACUAUAAAUACAUAUAAUAUAAAUAUAAUAAAUGAAAGAAGAAUAUUUUCAAAAAUAAGGAAGUGAAAGAGUUAGAGUGUCCAAAAUAAUACAGGAUGCUUUAUCCUGUGUAGUUAAUAUGCCAUGUUCUUUGGGCGCUGUGAGCAUCUGAUUUUAUGACCAUUGUAAUUUUGCACUUGACAGCUGCAGGACUGGUUGGCUUAAUUGUGCAUUAACAUACUGUAAAGGGCGUUUCUGAGCACUGUUCUGAUUUGCUCACAGGUCUCGAGUCAAAGCCAGAGCUCCCCAUAGCUCACCAGACUAAAGUCUGGUAGUUGAAAUAGCAACAGAAGGCUUGGACUCCAAGGAAAAUAAAGAGCUGGGCAUAAAAAUUACCAGUGAGUGUCCUUUGGAAGGUUGCCCCUUGCCCUUUCCCCACCCUUGUCUCCAGCCUCUGCACUGAGUUCUCUUCCAUUACAAACAAUGUCUUUCCCAUGUAGCUUUGGGGAACAUUAAAAAAAGAAAGAAGAGUGGAAGAAAACAAAACAUUAGAGGCUUAAUAAAUGGGCACAAAGAUGGUGAAGGUGAAGAGGGAUACAAACUACUCACAGGCUGAGAGAUGAAGGCUGUAUUAGAAUGAUCUCACUGUGAGACAAUCAUGCAGAGAAGAGAAGACAAGUUUAGAAAGGUUAGUAACAUGAAUUUAUAAAUGCUACUGUGUCAGAUGGUAUGUAAAAACAAAUGCACUCUGUAUUUUAAUGCACUGUUUAUUUUUUCUUACCUACUGACAAUACCAUUGGUUGAAUAGCUCAUGCCACUGCCAUGGAAAACAAUACGUUUAUGUUGUUGGUGCAAUUUUUUCCUGCUUGAUCAAAAAAGUGCAUGCUUUGAUAUGUGGAGAUGAAACAAAUAUCGUGGUACUUUAAUUGAUCUCUUGUUUGUUAAUCUUUUCUGUUGUACUUUUUUUCCAUGUGAUGCAAAGCAGCAUUUAGUUUUUUUUUCCAAAGCAACAACUUGGAGGAGGAGGAGGAGGAGGAGGGGAGAGAAAUAGAAAGAUAGAGAGAAGCCAAAGGGAGUUUAAAGCAGAGAGUUGUUUAUCCUCUGCUCUGGGGGAGCAAGAAAAAGCGAUAGAGGUGAGGAUGGAGAAGAAGAACAGCUUAGUAUAAAGCUGGAUGAGGAUCACUGCAAAUGGACACAGCCAAAGGACCCUCCUCCUUACGAUAUGUGUUUUUGCGUGCGUGCACACACACAGGCACACACCGGCAGGCACGCACACACACACAUACACAUAUACUGCAGAAUUGAGCCAUGUGCAUUUAGGGGAUGAAGCACACUUUGCUUCCACUUGGUCAGCCCUUGCAUAUACUCCCUCCCCCAGCUGUGGUCAUCCUCUAAUAACCGACACAGACCUCUCUUUUCUCUGCUUCACCUCUCUCCCUCGCUGUGCAGGGGAGGGGCCUUUGAUGUCCAGUUCUGAGGGACUCAGGGAGAGAUAUGAGGUUGGG